GAAACAGAAAGUAUUUUCUGCCCUUUUAAAGCAAUAAUAACGUGUAGUCGUUAAGAUCCCAAUUAAGUGUCACGUUCAUCAAGGACGACUUGUUUACCCGGACACUAUGGCUUUGAAAAGAAUACAGAAGGAGCUUCAUGACUUGCAAAAGGAUCCUCCUGCACAGUGCUCAGCUGGACCUGUUGGGGAGGACUUGUUCCACUGGCAGGCAACAAUAAUGGGACCAGGUGAUAGUCCAUACCAAGGGGGCGUCUUCUUUCUCACAAUCCACUUUCCCACAGAUUACCCCUUCAAGCCACCUAAGGUAGCAUUUACUACAAAAAUUUAUCAUCCAAACAUAAACAGUAAUGGAAGUAUUUGCUUAGACAUCUUGAGAUCACAGUGGUCCCCUGCAUUAACGGUAUCUAAAGUUCUGUUGUCCAUAUGUUCAUUGCUUUGUGACCCAAACCCCGAUGACCCCCUUGUUCCAGACAUAGCACACAUCUACAAAACAGACAAAGAAAAAUACAACAGACUAGCAAGAGAUUGGACCCAAAAGUAUGCAAUGUGAGAACUUAACGAUUUUUUUUAAGUCAUAAAUCACUGUAAGUUCUAGCAUCUAAGAAGUAAACCUAGGUUCUACUAUUAAAAAAAAAAUCAUACUGUUAACAUUUGCCGUCUGAAAUCACCACUGUUAAUAGAUGAACUAGGAUGUUUGAGGGGGGAUGUGCUUCACUACGUAGUAACCGUGGUUUUAUUGAUUUUAUGCACUUUUUUUCAUUCCCACCCUUUUGUUUUUAGCACUUUCUGUUUUCUUGUGUCAUGAAUUAUUCAUAAAUACUAUUUAAAUUUGGCAAGAAACCAUAAUGCUGCAAAAUAAGCAGGUUAAGGGAAAUUAGUAAAUAACGUUUUUUUUUUUCA
Chanos chanos (milkfish) is the source of this 900-nucleotide messenger RNA. RefSeq names its product ubiquitin-conjugating enzyme E2D 1b (gene ube2d1b). Bases 107 to 550 code for a protein of 147 amino acids. NCBI's taxonomy places the organism in Eukaryota, Metazoa, Chordata, Actinopteri, Gonorynchiformes, Chanidae. The transcript is spliced from 7 exons. The record is from RefSeq and is a predicted model, not a curated record.